Suillus fuscotomentosus is the source of this 1002-nucleotide messenger RNA. Its product is annotated as DNA breaking-rejoining enzyme. The transcript is spliced from 6 exons. The record is from RefSeq and is a predicted model, not a curated record. Gene Ontology annotation, molecular function: DNA binding. NCBI's taxonomy places the organism in Eukaryota, Fungi, Basidiomycota, Agaricomycetes, Boletales, Suillaceae. Bases 1 to 1002 code for a protein of 333 amino acids. Gene Ontology annotation, biological process: DNA integration; DNA recombination.
AUGAACUCGUGCAACUCGAUCAACCUUGAUGGCACACAGAAGCCAUUGAGUGAAGAGCGAGGGACAUAUGGGCAUGCCCAAAAGAUGCGUGCCUCUAUGACAUACGCGUUUGGUAGGCUCCAGGGGCUUGGAAAUAUGUGGUGGCACGAGUCGGAUGUUGGAGGUGGUGUCAUGGUUGGCAAUCCCUCCAUAUCAACGGAGGUGUCCUCUUUCAUGUGCUCGCUCCGACGUCGCAAGGUCAAGGCUGGUGAGGUGGCAACUAGUGCCCGUGCCAUAACAACGGACAUUCUGUUCAAACUUUACCACCACAACCACCUCGACGAAAACUGGGCUAUUCAGCCUUACCAGCCUGGCGAGCGCCUCAACUCACACCGCUGGGGUGGUGGCCGUGCUCGGAGGCUGUUGCAGGCCGCAUACACCAUAGCAUUUGUGUGCAUGCUGCGCUUCGACGAAGUCCUCAAGAUCCAGGCGCACGAUUUUGGAGUGUUCGAGAAGGGGGUUGAUUUUGUUUUCAUAUCUACUAACUACCACCCAGAUAUCAAACCCUUCCACUUGUGGGCCUUCCCACCACACGAGGCCCACAUCUGCCCUGUCAGAGCCCUUGCAGCCUGGCUGUCCGAGUCGAGGAUCAAGUCUGGGUAUGUUUUUCGGAAAAUAGCCUCAGGUGACCGCAUAGCAGAGGCCAACACUCCAAUGACCUCCGAACAAUUCUUAGAGCUUUUUCGCAACAACUUGCUGGACAUAGGCAUUGAUCCGGCCCCAUAUGGCACCCACUCAUUCCGACGAGGAGGCUGCCAGUACCUACACAUCGAAAGGCAUUGGGCGCUAAGGAAGAUCUGUGAGUGGGGAGGCUGGAGUGCUGAAUUUUCGAAUCUGACCAUAGUCAAAUAUCUCAUCUCAUCGAACGACGACCCUGUCGAGCCGAGGGAGCAUUUUUUCAAUCCUGAUAGACCUCCCACUGUCAAGUGCCCACACUGUGGGAGAUGCUGCCCUUGUGGCUGA